AUGACCAAAAUAUUACUCUGUGGCAUCUUAUUAUCCCUCACAGCCGUUCCAUUGAUCCUCAGUUAUGUGCUAAAACGAAAAUACCGCCAGUUAACCCUGCAAUUACAAAAACAAGAUGACACCAGCUACUACGAGUGCAUGUUUUUCGAUUUCAACAACUUUUGUUGCAAGCCCCAUUUGAUCAACAAAGAAGACUGCGGAGAAAAUUGCUCUUACACCCGACUGCAAAGGCUUUUACGUUACAUUGGCAGCGCUAAAAAAAGUAUCAGUAUGUGCGUUUAUAUGAUUACUUUACAACAAGUUGCUAAAGAAUUAGCCGAAGCUAGUUCAAGAGGAGUAAAUGUACGUGUUAUUACUGAUAAAACUAUGGGCAAAACUGUACCGUCUCAAAGUAAUUUACAGUUCUUUAAGAAAAACGGUAUUUCAUAUAAAACUUCUCCUUCGGUCAAUGAAAUGAUGCACCACAAAUAUUGUUUGAUUGACGAAAAAGACCCAGUGGGUUGCAAAGUGUUUUUUGGAAGUCUCAAUCUGACCUGCCAAGCUCUUUGUAAGAAUUUCGAAGCCAUUUGUUUGACAAAUAAUCAAGAAAUAAUUCACAGGCUCAGCGAGGAAUUUGAAGAAAUGUGGGCAAUGUUUUAA
This is a messenger RNA of Ceutorhynchus assimilis (cabbage seed weevil), 639 nucleotides long. NCBI's taxonomy places the organism in Eukaryota, Metazoa, Arthropoda, Insecta, Coleoptera, Curculionidae. The record is from the annotation of a GenBank genome assembly.